Molecule: messenger RNA, 4398 nt
Organism: Prorocentrum cordatum
Lineage: Eukaryota; Dinophyceae; Prorocentrales; Prorocentraceae
Source: the annotation of a GenBank genome assembly
AUGGACUUGGCCCUGCGCAGCUUGCAGGCCGUCAGCAGCGAUAUCGUGCACUUGCUGGGACGCCAGCUGGAGCGCUGCGGGCCAGAGCAGCUCAAUUGCCCUGCGUGCCCGAGCUGUCCGCUGCUGCAGUGCCCCGAGCCGUCGCUCUCGCUGGGCACCUUCAUUGUGGGGCUGCUCGUUGGUGUGCUGUCGGCAGCGACCGCUGGAUUCUUGUGGAAGAGGGUGGGGUCGAGGGCCCUCGCCUACUACGACCCGCGCGAUGACUACUGGCACGAGAGGAUCAUGCUGGCGCACAUUCAGGACUUCCGCUUCGUGGUGCUCACCGCGGACUGGGACAUCUAUGAUGAAGACAUGUCCCAGGCGCUUCGCCUGCUGCCUCUGGGUCCACGGGGCGGCCUUCCCGUGCCGAGGCCACAGGGGCACAUCCUGCGGGUGGACAACGCCCGCCUCAGCGUCGAGCUGCAGCAGCUGUGCGACGAGGCGGCGCAGCUGGCCUUGGACAUCCGCGAGGAGGAGGGCUUGCCGGCCCCAGCGGCGCCCCAUGGGGUGCUUGCCGACGGCGAGGCGGGGGCGCUUGCCGAGGCGCCGGCUCCUGCGGCGCUGGCGGCUGCCGCGAGGCCCGCUGGGCCAGCGGUGGGUGGCGCGGCCGCUGCCGGCGCCCUGGCGGCGGCGCCGGCCGCGCCGCACAGGGCGCCCGCGGCCGGGGCUCUCCUCGCCCCAGCCCCGCCGCGGCCCGCAGCGCCGCCAGCAGACGCGGUCUGGCUCGCGGCGGAGACGCGCGGGGGCUUCACGGCCGGGGCCCCUAUCCCGCCGGAGCUCCUCGGCGCGGAUGGCCAGCCGCAGGUCGUUCUGGGCGACCGCGGGGUCGUGGCGCUGGCGUCAGGCGUCUCACUGGCGGUCGCAGUGGCGGACACCCUGGAGGCAGGGGCGGCAGCGGUCUCCAGCAGUGGGGGAGACCUUCGCACGCUGCCGGUGCUCUACUCACCAGCUGGUGGCCGCUCCAGGUCCUUCCACGACGCCGUGGCCAAGAUGUCCACCACGCCCUUCCCAGACUGGCGCAUCAAGGGGCCGAGGACCGCUGCCUGGCUGCUUGAGAAGAUCUCGGAGGCGGGCUACACGCCGCUGCAGAGGUUGCAGGAGCUCACCACCUACGACCAGCUCAACGCUGGCGAGCUGGUGGUGGUGGAGAUCCUCUGCCGCCGCUACCAGCUCUGGGAGGAGCUUUACGCCUCGAGUCUGCGCGAAGCCGAGGCUGGCCAGGACGCUGCACCCUGGCUCGAUGAGCGAUCCAUCUUCCUCGGGCAGGACAGGAGCCGCGGCUCAGCGCUUGUCUGCCCCGCCUUGGAGAGCUGGGUGGCGGAGAAGCUCCGAGAGGAAAGUGCCAUCCUCAAGGAGCGCAGGCUAAGGCACGCGGCCGCGGGCGCGGCCGUGGCGCCUGAGGCGCCCCCUCGCGCCGGGGAUGCCCCCGGCCUCGGCGCGAGUUUGCAGGGGAGGCGAGGCGUGCUGAACGAUGCCACCUCGCUGGGUUUUGGCGAUGACAGUCUCACGCAAAGGGACGCGCUGCCCAUCCCGCUCAGCUUCGAGGCGCUCCAGUGCUUGAAGGGGUUCUCGGCCCUCGACGGCGAGCUUUCGCUGGGGCAGCGGCGCAAGGCCGCGCGCUGCAGGCGCCAGGAGCGCUGGAUGCUGGAAGGCGUCUCGGCGCUCAACGAGCUGGGCGGGGGUGGUCGGUUGGCUGACAGCGGCGGGCGGCUUAGCUUGGCGCAGCGCUCCGCGUUGCAGCAUCUGGGUGAGGUCUACGCCGCGGUCCCGCCGAAGACUGAGGAUUGCACCAACCAGGAGGCGUUUCAGGCGCUUCUGGGGCUUCGACCUGGCUAUGCUGAUGAGCCAGCCAUCGGGGCGAGAGCCGGCUACCAGCGCGGGAGGGUCUCCCUUCCUUCUGGCGGUGCUGGGCGUGUCGAUCUUGUUCGACUACUUCCGCCGCACCUGCAGUCAGCGCUGGAGUCCGGGCACGGGUUAUUGCGCUCGGAGCAGGAGGCUUCUGCUGCUCUGGAGGAGGCUGACGUCACGUGUUACGUCGACGGCAAGCUGGCCCAACGGGGCUUUGACUACGGACGGUUUCUGCUCGAGCUGUACGACGCAGGGAUCGUUGAAGUUUUGGACUAUGAGUUAGAUCGGAAGGCUCUGGGGCCUGAGCUUGCGGCGCGACCCAAGAUAGCCUUCCGUGUGCGAGUUGUUCCCAUGGGAUGGAACUGGGCCGUCCACUUUGUGCAGUCUGCCCACCUGAACGUGUUGGCUUCGAUCUCUCCGAACAACCAGUGGCUGGUGGACAAGCAGCCUGGGACGUGCCUCUCGGACAGCUCUGCUGCAGCCAAGGUCUUGUACAUAGACAAUUUUGCGGCCAUUAGCACCAGUCGCGAGACAGCGUUGCAGGUUGUCAAUGACAUGCUGGGCUCGUUCACCAGUGAGGGCGUCAGGGCGUCGCUUGACUUGGACGUCGUCCUCCUCGGCUUCACGCUGGAUUCCAAGGCCGCCAGGUGGCGCCCCGCACCCAAGAAGUUUUGGAGGGUGCAUGGCUGCAUCUCACACUUGCUGGAGCCAGGAAGGCGUAUCACUGGGCGCCAGUUGGAGAGGCUUGUGGGCCACGUGGUCGCGCUGCUGCUGCUGCGGCGUGAGGCUCUCAGCCUCCUCAGCGCCGUCUACGUCUUCAUCCGGUCGACCUACGACAGGGCGCAGCCGCUGUGGCCCAGUUGCCGACGUGAACUCAGGUGGGUGCUUGCGUUGUUGCCCACGGUGUUCGCCGACAUGGAGAGGCCUUGGCACGCUGAGGUAGGUGCCUUUGACGCGUCGCCUUGGGGCGCGGGAGUCUGCACGGCGCGCUGGCCUUUGAGCGCGGUGCAGGCCGCAGGCAGGCAGCCGGAGAGGCUGCGCUUCCGCGGGCCCCUCGCCUCAUUGGUGGCUCCGCGGGACGCUGCCCUGGCCGCUGACAGCAUCGAGCUCUCUGACCCCGCCGCGCUCCUGCUCGGCCGCGCGGCGGGUUUCGCCGAGGUGAGCGCAGAGCUGCUGCGCGAGGCGACCUGGAUCACGGCUGUUGCAUGCAGAUGGAGGCGUCAAAGUACUAUCCACAGGCUGGAGAGCUCAGCAGGGCUUCUCUGGCUGCGGCGCGCCUCUCGCAAUUCGAGAUGCCACGGGCAUCGCUUGCUGGGCCUGGGCGACAACAUGUCGAUGAUUUGCGCCCAUGAAAAGGGCCGUGCAUCCGACUUUGGUCUCUUGUCCGGCUGCCGUUGCUCCUACGCCAUAUCGGUCGCCUGCAAUCUCAAGGAGGUCCGCACGCCCCAGGCAGCGCCGCCGUUCGGCCAGCCAAGUCUGCCAGAGGUGGGAGGCGCUUCGCCGACCCGGAAGCGAGCCGUUGGUGGUGGCGAAUCCGCAAGGAUCAGAGCGCAGCUGCCGCCGCCUUCCGCCCAGGAGCGGGCCCGCUUGCUGCCCCGCCAGGGCUUUCUGGCAGCCAACAAGGUGCGGCCGUCCACUCAGGUGCUCUACCUGAAGGUGUUGCGGCUGCUGACAGGCUGGCUCAUGGUGGACGCUCUGCCCGACUGGCCUGUGGCGGCCUGGGACGCAGCGCUGGCCGACUUCCUGCUGUGGGCCUUCGACCAGGGAGUGGCGCGGGCGACGGCUGCAAGGCUUGGCGCCGCGGUGCUGUGGGGGCACUCGCUGGCGGGCUGGAAGAGCCUGCAUCCACCAGGCUCUCGUCCGCCUCUUCCAGAGCUUGUGGUUCGCGCAGCGGCAGCUUGGCUUGGGCACCAGGGCGAGUUUGCGACCGCCUUGUGCGUCAUGCUGAUGUUCGAGGGCUACCUGAGACCCUCGGAGGCGCUGGCGCUGCGGGCCGCCCAGCUCACCGGCCCGUUCGGCUCGGCCACCAGCGCGGGCUCCCACAUGUCGGUGGUGGUGCAUGCUGCAGAGUUGCAGCAACCGGGCAAGACAGGCGAGAUGGACCAUACCGUUGUGCUCGACCUCCCGCGCCAGCAGGCCCUGGCUUGGGCCUUGGCGCGCCUGCGCGACUCCCGCCUGGGCUCCUGGCACCCGCUGUGGGACUUCGACUACAACCUCCUCCAGCGGCGGUUUGGCCAGGCGCUCGCGGCUGUGGGAGCCAGCUGUUUAGCAGGCACGCUCUACAGCCUCAGGCACGGCGGCGCCAGCCACGACCGCCUGACGGCCAGCCGCACGCUAAUGGAGGUGCAGCAACGAGGAAACUGGCGCGCCUUCAACAGCGUGCGGCGCUACGACAAGCACGGGCGAGUGGCGAUCGAGUGGAUGAAGAUUCCCGCCCCCCAGCGCCAGGAGAUCGAACGGUUGGCUGCUGGACUCGACGCCGCCUGCAAGCUGUACUCGCUUCAGCGGUGA